UCCACCUGGAGCCAUGGCCCAGGCCACCCCGCUCAACAUCCUGGAAGCCAGCUGCCCCAUCCAGGUGGAGCACGACCGCAAGAGGAGGCAGUUCACCGUGCGGCUGAACGGUUGCCACGACAAAGCCGUCCUGCUGUACGAAUACGUGGGGAAGCGGAUUGUGGACCUGCAGCACACGGAAGUCCCCGAUGCCUACCGAGGGAGAGGAAUAGCCAAACAUCUGGCAAAGGCAGCCUUGGAUUUCGUGGUGGAAGAGGACUUGAAAGCUCACCUCACGUGUUGGUACAUCCAGAAAUACGUCAAAGAGAACCCGCUGCCUCAAUAUCUGGAACGUUUGCAGUCCUAACGG
Molecule: messenger RNA, 349 nt
Organism: Euleptes europaea (tarantolino)
Lineage: Eukaryota; Metazoa; Chordata; Lepidosauria; Squamata; Sphaerodactylidae
Gene: NATD1
Product: N-acetyltransferase domain containing 1
Exons: 3
Coding region: 14-346 (110 amino acids)
Source: RefSeq, a predicted model, not a curated record